AAGAAAAAGAGGAGCUAAAGCACUUUCAUUGGUCCCAUACCAUGUCUCUUCUGUAGCCCCAUGAUUUGAUCUCCAUCUUUCUCCCACUGCAAUUUUGUUCUCUUGCACCCCCUCAAUAAUAUCUUUCCUUCUCCAUUGCCCAAAAAACAAAAUUCACAAGAACCCAAUUAUCAGCCUUAAUCAAUGUCAAGUGACAAAGGAAAAGAAUUAGGAGAAGGAUCAUCGUCGCGAUCUGCUCCUGCUGAUCAACAGCAACCAGCUCAACUGAGCCGGUAUGAGUCACAGAAGCGUCGCGAUUGGAACACUUUUGGUCAGUACUUGAAGAAUCAGAGGCCUCCUGUGCCCAUGUCUCACUGCAACUAUAACCAUGUACUUGAUUUCCUUCGUUACCUCGAUCAGUUUGGGAAGACUAAAGUGCACUUACAAGGGUGUGUGUUCUUUGGGCAGCCCGAGCCACCGGGGCCUUGUACUUGCCCGCUUAGGCAAGCUUGGGGCAGCCUUGAUGCGCUAAUCGGGAGGCUUAGGGCAGCAUAUGAAGAGAACGGUGGGUUACCGGAGACUAAUCCUUUCGCUAGUGGAGCUAUACGCGUUUAUUUACGCGAGGUUAGGGAUUCACAAGCAAAGGCACGGGGCAUACCAUACAAGAAGAAGAAGAAGAAGAGGAGUCAAGUGAAGGCCAACGAUGAAGCCUCAAGCUUCCCUAUGCAGUCAUCUUGAUUGCUUUUGGAUUCGCAACAGAAAUGGUCGAUAUAUAUAUAUGAUUUUCAGCUCUUCCCAUGCUUCAGUGCAUUCAUGCUGGAUGUUUCUAUCAGUAAUCGAUGCCUGGAUCAAAUCCUUAUCUUUUCUAUUUUUUUCUCUAAAUAUAUAGCUUAAAUGCUAUAUAUAUAUGCUAAUUGUAUAAAUGACGAUUAAUGCUUGAAGUUGAUGAAGCUGGAACCAAGAGUUGAAGUGAGUAAGCUCUUUUCUUUUAUUGUCUCUUUCAAUACAAUCAUAUUUAUCACCA
Messenger RNA from Camellia sinensis, 1003 nucleotides. Its product is annotated as protein LIGHT-DEPENDENT SHORT HYPOCOTYLS 10. Lineage: Eukaryota; Viridiplantae; Streptophyta; Magnoliopsida; Ericales; Theaceae. Gene Ontology annotation, biological process: mRNA transcription; response to light stimulus. Gene Ontology annotation, cellular component: nucleus. The record is from RefSeq and is a predicted model, not a curated record.